CGUAGCACGGAAACCUGUGCGCGCACCCACGGAAAAUAGUGGGCUGAUUUGUCUCUUCCAUGCUUUAAGUCGAGCUGCAUUUUCAGGGUGGUGGAACGCUGUAACUCAAAAGUUUUUUUCUCGUACAUAUUUUUAGAAAAUCUACACGGGGAAAACCAGGUCAAUGUAAUGUGAGAAGAUGUCCGUAAAUGAAACAUACGUAUUCCGACCUUUCAAACUGAUCUCCUUACUUUGUGUGUUUCUUGCCCUGUGUUUGGAUAUUGUGGCUUUACUGAGCCCUGCUUGGGUUACUGCGGAGCGGUACUCUCUGUCACUAUGGGAAUCUUGCAGGAAAGUCGGAGCUGUCUUGCAGUGCUCUUCGACACUAAGGACUGAUUGGCAGGUUGCCACCCUGGUGCUGCUGCUGGCUGGCGCGGUGGUCACUCUGGUGGCCUUCCUCAUCGCCCUCAUCUCCAUGUGCAGCGGAACGCACCGGAAACACUACCGAACCGUGGCCAUUUUCCUCUUCACUGCAGUGGUCCUUCAGGCCUGCGCCCUGGUCCUGUACCCGAUCAAGUUCAUCGACGGCACGGUCCUGCAGACCUACCACGAGUUCAACUGGGGCUACGGCCUGGGCUGGGGGGCCACCAUCUUCAUGCUGGGCGGCGGCAUCCUCUUCUGCCUCCGAACGGACAUGUACGAGGAUGCCUUGUACUGAGUCCUCGCCAACCGCCGAUAGACUUCGGGCAGCGGGCUGGUCUGUUUUUAGCCGAGUCUGUCUGCUGACCAGCGGGAGAUAUGAAGCAUGAGGAGCAGCUGUAUGGAGAGACCUUCCAUUGUAUGCAUGCCCCCCCCCCCCAGUGCCCCCCCCCCCACCCUUGUGAUACUGGAAGCCAUGAUCAUGCACAGAAAAACAGGCUCUUAUCCUGCCUCCAUACAGCCUUCCUACUGAUUUCCACCCAUACAGAACAAAAGAAAAGUAGAAAAAAGUAAUGCUUAGCUUUAACAGGUUCAGUGUUUCUGCUUUGGAAUUUCUUUUAAGCAAAGUCUUUGGCAGUUUUGUAUAUAUUCCUAUUUGAUUUCAAACUGCAGAAUGUUUUUUUUAAUUUAAGAUGUGUUUUGAAGAAUCACUUCCCUCACCUGUAUUGACAUUAUUAUCAAGUUUUCCAUUAAUUCUGAAACAAUUGAUGGAGCGUAUUGGCAAAAUUUCAGGAGUAGGAGAACCUUCUCCUCGCUCCUUGCAAUGCAUAUAAAUGAGUAAUAUUGGUUUCUUUGACUUGCCAUGCACUGGAAGUGAAAAAUAAAAGGAAUUGUCUAAUCAGCA
Molecule: messenger RNA, 1303 nt
Organism: Anguilla anguilla (European eel)
Lineage: Eukaryota; Metazoa; Chordata; Actinopteri; Anguilliformes; Anguillidae
Product: transmembrane protein 47-like
Exons: 3
Coding region: 179-697 (172 amino acids)
Biological process (GO): cell-cell adhesion
Cellular component (GO): cell-cell junction
Source: RefSeq, a predicted model, not a curated record